Messenger RNA from Thrips palmi, 3458 nucleotides. RefSeq lists its product as uncharacterized. The record is from RefSeq and is a predicted model, not a curated record. NCBI's taxonomy places the organism in Eukaryota, Metazoa, Arthropoda, Insecta, Thysanoptera, Thripidae. Bases 40 to 1089 code for a protein of 349 amino acids. The transcript is spliced from 8 exons. Gene Ontology annotation, molecular function: protein binding.
CCUCGGCCCGCGCGAUGGCGAGAUGACGCUGGCCGCGGAAUGAGCCUGAGCUUCCGGACGAGGGGGCCCGGUCCCCCGGCCCCCGGCGCCGUCCCUUGGCGCGGGGCUGGCGGGGCUAGCCGGCCGCGGAGAUGGACUGCCGCCGUGGUCCUGGCGGUCGUCGGCGUGCUGCUGCUGGUCAACGCGGUGGCCGGCGAGACCAACAAAAAAUACAACAUGGAGACGCUGUGCAAGGACUACUUCCGGCAGCAGCAGCUCCGCAAGAUCGACGGCGCGGAGCUGCGCUCGCAGAACGAGCGCAACCUCAACUGCAUCGUCACCUUCCAGACGCACUCCAUCCUGCAGUCCUUCAUGCUGCGCUUCGACGAGCUGCACCUGGACUGCAACGACCACCUGUACAUCUACGACGGCGCGCACGCAGUGGGCACUGCCAAGUGGGAUCUCUCCUGCCGCGACACCCGCGAGCUGGUGGGGCCCAUCCACACACGGACCAACCACGUGACGCUCAAGUACGUCACGGACAACUGGGGCACGGAGCGCUGCGGAUUCCACCUCAUCAUCACCGCCGUCAAGGACCCCCAAACGACGUGCAAUGACUUCAAAUGCAAGACCAGGGAGUUCUGCAUCCACACGGACCUGGUGUGCGACGGCGUGAACCACUGCGCCGACGGCAGCGACGAGACCGCCAGCGAAAAGUGCGGCCGCGGCGAGAUGGGGCUGGUCAUGGGCGUGUCCGUGACCCACCUCGUGGUGGCGUGCGUGUCGGCCCUGCUCAUCCUGGGGCUGGCCGUCGUCGGCGUCGUGGUCUGCGUCUACCGACAGGGGCCAUCCGCCCCCGCCGCGCCGCCCUUCCAAGCAGUGCACCACGGCGGGCUGAAUGGCGCGGGGCACACGGGUGCCGGGCUGAACCACGGCCCCGGGACGACGACUCUGACGCGGGGGCCGCUGGGUCCCCCUUUGGGGCCGUCGCUGGGCAACCCGCCACAUACCCUGUCGUUGAUGCAGCCGGGAAACUGGUUAUGCCCUGUGGGAACACAGCUCGGGUACAGCGGGGUGUGGGCCCGCCUCUACUGCUGCCUGGCAAAGUGAGGAGCGAUGGCUCAGACAGCGAUAUCUCCUCCAGCCAAAAAGACGAAUGGUUUGUUUAGAGGCAGGCCCUGCCGAGUGUCUUGCAGGGUGAAGUCCGUGCCGGGGGUGGUACCCAACCCCAGCCGGCAGUGCAACUAGCUCGGGUAGUUGCAACCAACACCAAGGGGCGUUUUGAAGGCCAAGACGUCGAGGACAUCCACCAAGUCGAGGACGUCGAGGACGUCGAGGCCGCGCCCCGGCCGCCUCCCUGCGCCCAUCCAGGCAGAGAGUGCGGCGAGCGCCAACACGCUCAGAAAACAUGAAAAAUUGUGCACCUUCACGUGUCCGACAUAGACAGACGCACAUGUGUGAGGGAGAGAACAACGAAACGACAAUACUUAUACAGGGAGCUUCUGAAGAGACGGAGCGUACUGAGAAGCGAGAGCCCUAAAUAGUACAAUUUUAGAUAAUAUGUAUGGACGCGUUGUGUCUAGGCACGAACCAGUGCAGCACAAGGAAGAAGUUCUGUGAGAGAAAAAAAAAGGUUUAAAACAAGUUGAACGAUUGCGUAAUAUUAUGGAUAGUUUAUAGCUGUUUACCAUUUUUUGUUACCAUGCAGAAGUUUUAGUCAUGUGUAAAUAUGAAGAAGCGCUUCAGGUGCGUGCAGAUGUGAACAGACUCACCCAGUGUUCAACAAACUUUGCGUUCAAAACGCGUUCCUCUUUUUAUUUACCAUGAUUGUUUUCUGGGGUACUGCGGAUACCGAGUCAUAAUAAAUCGACGCAGGCUGCGCCAUUUUAAAUUGAGUUAGGUUAUGUAAUGGCAGAGACGUAAACUUUCAGUGACUCUAAGGGUAGGUAUCGUGACGUUGCCUGUCCUCUUCGGGAUUUACUUCUGUUGAUUCACCUACGGGAAAAAUCCUUUUGAAUUCAGUCUGGAACACUCGGUGAGUCUGUUCAAAUAUUACAAAAGAGAAGUGUUGGAUACUGAUUGAUUAUUUAUCCGUACACACAUAACGUGUGCCGUUUGAAAAACACAGAUGGACCCCUCAAUGGUUGCCUUGACUGUGUUCCUUGUGCUCAAAAUGGCGCAGACACUGGUUGAGUAACAAUUGCAUAGUCCAUCCUCGUGUGGCUUUUUAAAUUUUAACUUUCGUCAGACCUCAAAAGGUAUCGGCUUUGUGCUGGCAUGGUCAGAAUGUGAUACAAAGCAUGAGUGAAAACAUAUCCAGGUGUUGUUGGUGUUGGUGUUGUGUGGUCCACAACAAUCGGGUAAAGGAUUCUUGCCUAAAGACACGAGCACUUUUUGGCGAUCUCGGAGUGUCGGGGGAACCAGACGCAAAUAUCAGCCGAGAAGUUAAAAAGCUCUCAGCAUUUUUAUUUGUUUUGCAUAUCAUAUUUAUUCCUUGUAGUGCGUCAAAACCAUUUUAUAACAAUAUCAUUGUAGCAACUCUCUGAAUGGCAGUUGGUACUUCAUUUUACGAUUAUCAAUUAUACCGUGUGAUAUUUUGUUCGGUCAUUUAUCAAAUGUCGACUUUUAUUUAAAAUUUUAGCCAUAUCCGUUUUGAAUUUGUUCAAAAGUAAAUUACUCAUAUCAUGCUUAUUGGCAAUUGUGAUGACUCCUCUAUGAUUUCAUAUCCCCAGUCUUUGACAAUUGUCACGACAGUCUGUAAAAAACACUUAUAUCAUGCUGUAGUAGAUCGUAUAUCAAGCUUUUAUCCAAUUUGGUGGUUUUACCAAUGCAAUCACGAUACGCAUUCAACGAGUGAUUAAAAAAUAACUUAUCUGCGUGAAUCAAGCUCUUCACCUCUUUGAACUGGGGUAAUUUUUUAGCUCGGGAAGGGCUUUGAAACAUUUAACGAGUAUGAGUGGUGAUGCAAAUUGCACUGCACUAUGUUGUGCCAAAUCGGUCAAAAUCGGGGAAAUAUGAGUUACGAACUAUCCCGUUCUUGACCGUGUGUCCUGUCAAAUCUACGUCACAUUUUCUAAAAAAAAAUGAAAAGAAAAAAUUUUCACCGUAAAGCCCCUUUCGUAGACACUUGAAAGACAGUUACUUCGCAAAUUGUACAUUGCCUAACUUGUAGCUACUUGUGGUAUUUGCUACGAUUUUCUUUCAAAGGCCCGCGAUCGGUCGUUCUUUUUUUGUUCGCUGCUUCACGAAAGGGGUCAUUUCAUAUUUUUGUUUUUUGUUUCUUUUUAACCCUAUUGAAAAUCACGGACAAAGCGGCUUUCUUGUCCUGAUCGAGUUUUUGGUGUAAACGUGACUUCAGUAUGAAUGACGACUAAUUUUUCUGUUUUGAAUGGCUGUGGAUUUUUGCAGAAAACGAAUAGGUUACACGGCAUGAGGUGGAUUAUAACGCAAAGUCACAUUAAAAUUGCUCUUUGAUCUUC